Messenger RNA from Lodderomyces beijingensis, 1482 nucleotides. NCBI's taxonomy places the organism in Eukaryota, Fungi, Ascomycota, Pichiomycetes, Serinales, Debaryomycetaceae. The record is from the annotation of a GenBank genome assembly.
AUGUUUCGACAACGAGGUAUCAAACACCCUCCAGACAUCAUCAUCAAAUCCGAUCCUGUUGUCGGCGUUGGAAAUGAAGCUUACGAGAGGGUAAGGGUUGCACCUAGGUCACAGGAGCAGUACAAGAUUGGGCCCCCAUUUGGAGAAACAACAAUAGUCAACCAAAUACGGCUUGACUCAACGCGGGAACUAGUUCACCCAAGAUUAUCGGCGAGGAUAGAUCGAGGCUUUGAUUUGUUUAAUGACGACACAUGGGUAUGCUACAAGAGAAAUUACUUUUCGGUGGUUGCAAGUUUUGACUUUGACGAGUUGGGGGCCCGCCAGUCGGUGUUUCAAGAAGACACUUUUUCUUUGGCGGAUGAUGACGCAGAUGGUGCGGCAGAUGGUGCGGCACACGGUGCAAAUAUAAAGCGUUUCCUCAUCAGAUUGAGCAGCCAAUACGCCAAUGAAAAGACAAAAGUCAAUCUCAAUCAACAUACCCCGAAAAGAGACAAGGGACCAGUGUCCGAGCCACCAAUGGUUCCCGUGAUACCGGGCAGAAUACCCGAACACCUGGUGAUUAAACAGACCUCCAACGUGAAAAAGAGUUCCAAAUUGCAAGAGUUUGAGCAUCUAUUCAAGUGCGAGUAUAAUCGGCUUUUGCCAACACGCCCGAGCUCGAUAUUGCUAAACUAUGAAAAGGACAAACCAUACAACACAGUUGCAAAAUACGAGAGGUUGCAGUUUGCGUACGCGCCCAAAAGGAGAGUGUCAAAUGGGGCCGAGCCCAAACUUGUUUUGCAAGUGCACCUUCUAGCUGAACUAGCCGAUUCAAGCAGGCUUGCUACAGUUGCCGCGGUAACUACUGUUCCCUUUCUUGUGCGCGGCCGGUCUCCUUCCAACUACGAAUCAACCUCAAAAACAGACCAAAUCUCUCAUAAGACCCAUAAAAUCCAUAAAAUCCAUAAAAGCAGCCCAUUGAAGCGGGUGACCAAUGUGUCUAAUCUCGACAACAUUGUGUUUCGCGAAAGACCAACACCAAUAUCGGGGCUGGUGGAUUUUCUGGGAAACAAGGAGAAUAAUUUCUAUGACAAUUUUUCCAGCUCCGACGAUAAGCCUUUUGAAAACAGUAAUCCGUAUUUAAAGGACUUGCCCAACGUAUCGCUCGCUCUGGAACCCGAUUUGAGAGCGCAUUACAACAUCUAUGAUGAGAUACCACCACUGCUGCUUGAUCCUCACUAUUAUUGCACAAAAUCUAUUGAAUCUGGCGAAAUUUUGGGUUUUGCUGAAGAGUUUCAAGACCAGCAGCAGCAGCACCACCACCAUCGUCGCCAAUUUGCUAGACAAUCGCAAACAUCACCCGUAAAACCAGACAAGCACACGAGUGAGUUCGCAACAGACCAGUCGGUGACUUGCGUGUCGCCUCGGCAGCUCCAUUUUGAUACUCACAAAAUGGUAAACUCUACUACACUCAAGAGGCGAGAGAGAGAGGCUAGAGAAUAG